Mobula hypostoma (lesser devil ray) is the source of this 1653-nucleotide messenger RNA. RefSeq names its product scavenger receptor cysteine-rich domain-containing group B protein (gene ssc4d). Gene Ontology annotation, cellular component: plasma membrane. The record is from RefSeq and is a predicted model, not a curated record. Gene Ontology annotation, molecular function: serine-type endopeptidase activity. Gene Ontology annotation, biological process: zymogen activation. The transcript has 8 exons. NCBI's taxonomy places the organism in Eukaryota, Metazoa, Chordata, Chondrichthyes, Myliobatiformes, Myliobatidae. The coding region runs from base 1 to 1653 and encodes 550 amino acids.
AUGGACUACCCAUCCUCUGGUCUUCAGGAACUUCGGGGCCCUUUCCGCAGCCAGAAUGAACAGAGAUGUAUCGGGGCUUUAGGUAAGAGGAGGGUCAACGGUUUUCACACUUCUUUUGUCUUCAUUUCAUUGCCAGAAGUUCGCUUGGUGAAGGGGAGGAAUCCGUGUCAAGGGCUUUUGGAAGUUCUUUACAAUGACACCUGGGGCACAGUGUGUGAUGACGACUGGGACAUUGUGGAUGCCAGCGUAGUCUGCCAGCAGUUGGGGUGUGGCCGUGCCCUCUCUAUGGCAGCAAACCUGCCCUUUGGCAAGGGGACGGGGUUAAUUCUGCUGGACAACGUGGACUGCAAAGGGACAGAGUUGUCACUGAUGGAGUGUGGAAGCCUGGGCUGGGCCGUCCACAACUGCAACCAUUACGAGGACGUGGCUGUCAUAUGCAAUGGUAAAAAAUUACAUUUCUAUAUUAGACCCAGGAGUUGCACAGUUAUCAAAGCCCCAUCUUCUGAGGGCUCCAGUUUGGGAGAGGGCAACGUUCGAUUAGUCAAUGGCUACAACUCAUGUCAGGGUAGAGUAGAGAUUAAGUACAGAGGACAUUGGGGAACGAUCUGUGACGAUGACUGGGACAUGAAUGAUGCCAAAGUGGUGUGCCAGCAGAUCGGCUGUGGGGCAGCAAUAUCUUCCACCACCAAUUCCUACUUUGGAUAUGGAAAAGGGCUGAUUCUAAUGGACAAUGUCAACUGUGAAGGGGGAGAGUCAUCGUUGUUGAGCUGCCACAGUCUGGGAUGGGGUGUGCACAACUGUGGCCAUCAUGAAGACGCAGGGGUCAUCUGUGCAGAUUCUUGGACACCCACGGCAGUUCAAGUUGCUUCAACCACUGGAUUUUCUACACCGUACACAGGCUACACAGGCACAGAUUCUGCUCCAUCUACCAAUCACACCAGAUCCAUUCGUUUGGUGAAUGGGAACAACAGCUGUCAAGGCAGAGUGGAAAUAUUUUACGGAAAUAACUGGGGGACUGUGUGCGAUGACGACUGGAAUAUUAAGAAUGUGGCGGUGGUUUGCAGACAGCUGGGAUGUGGUAGUGCCAUCACUGCUAAAGAACUUGGCUACUUUGGAUAUGGAAGUGGGCCAAUAUUGCUGGACAAUGUGAACUGCAAAGGCACAGAAUCCUCCCUGGCCGAAUGCUUUAACCUUGGAUGGGGAAAACACAACUGUAGACACCAUGAGGAUGCAGGUGCUAUUUGCGUAGAAUAUAAAGCUUCUGAAGCAAGUGGUUCUGGUAAACAAGCACCAAUAAUUACGACAAGAACAACGGAAGUGUUAAAGGCUGCAGAAGAGUCGCAAAUCCGACUUGUGAACGGACGUCACCGAUGCGAGGGACGGGUGGAGAUCUUCCUGAGGUCGCAGUGGGGGACGGUUUGCGAUGAUGCCUGGGACUUAAGGGCUGCUAAAGUGGUCUGUAGGCAGCUUGGUUGUGGCAACGCUCUGGCUGCUAAAGUGGAAGCGUAUUUUGGGCAGGGCACCGGCAUCAUUCACCUUGACAACUUAAAGUGCAGUGGCCAUGAGAGUUUGCUUGUCCAGUGCUCACACAUCGGCUGGGAUGUCCACAACUGUGACCACAGGGAAGAUGCUAGUGUGAUGUGCACUCUAUGA